AAAGUUUCAAAAUCUAACCACACAUAUGUUCUGUACCACAGAGUUGUUCAGUGUUGCAGAUUAAGUAACCUAACCUAACAUUUUCAAACAGUCAAAAACCAUAUUUUUAUUUAAGUUAAAAAUGACAAACUCCAGUCCCAACGACAUAGUUUUACUAAAAACCACUGACAAUUCCUUAUUAAAGGAAAGAGUAACAGGUUAUGACUGGAAUGAAGGAAUUGAUUUUAACAAAUUAUUGGACAGUUAUUUAAAUACUGGGUUCCAAGCAACAAAUUUUGGCCUUGCAGUUAAUGAAAUUAACAAAAUGAUUGAAUGUAGAAAAUUACCGUUACCAGAGGACAAAUAUAUAGAUCAAGAAGAUCCAUUUACAACUGUAAGAAACAGCUGUACAAUAUUCUUGGGAUACACAUCUAAUAUGGUUUCUAGUGGUAUUAGAGAGACCAUAAAGUUUUUAGUUGAACAUAGUAUGAUUGAUUGUAUUGUGACUACAGCAGGUGGAAUAGAGGAAGAUUUUAUCAAAUGCUUUGCCCCUACUUAUUUAGGUGACUUUAGUUUGGAUGGAAAAUCGUUAAGAGAUAUUGGAAUUAACAGAAUUGGAAAUUUACUUGUGCCAAAUGAUAACUAUUGCAGCUUUGAAAAUUGGAUAAUGCCUUUGUUAGAUGAGAUGUUAGAAGAACAACAAAAGAAAAAUGUACUUUGGACACCCAGCAAAAUAAUUGCUAGACUAGGAGAAAGAAUUAACAAUAAAGACAGUAUCUAUUAUUGGGCUGCUAUAAAUAAAAUACCUGUAUUUUGUCCAGCUAUAACUGAUGGUAGUUUGGGAGACAUGAUGUUUCUACAUUCAUAUAAAAACCCUGGAUUGGUGGUUGACAUUUUAUCAGAUUUAAGGAGAUUGAAUUCAAUGUCAAUGAAGGCAGUCAAUACAGGCAUGAUUAUUGUUGGGGGAGGAUUGAUUAAACAUCACAUUUGCAAUGCAAAUUUAAUGAGAAAUGGGGCUGAUUAUGCUGUAUAUUUAAACACUGCAGCUGAAUAUGAUGGGAGUGAUGCAGGUGCUAGGCCAGAUGAAGCUAAAUCUUGGGGGAAAAUAAAAAAGGAUGCUACAGCAGUAAAAAUAUAUGCUGAAGCCAGUUUGGUAUUACCUUUGCUUGUUAGUCAAACAUUUGCAAAAGACCAUUUUAGUAAACAGAAUAAAUAAAAAACCUUGGUAUUAUUUUAGAAUUAUACUAUAGAAAUGCAUAAUUAAAAAUAUAAAUUUUAUUAUAGGUAUAUGAAAAAAUACAAGAAUAUAUUAAACAAAUUCAUAUGUACAUAAAACUACUUGUGCAAUUUUUAAUAAUAUAAGAUCAGCUACUGAUCCACUUGUUCAAAAAUUGAAUUUUAAAAUACAUAACAGAUAACUAAAUAUACAGAAUAAUUAUAUACAUAGUUUAAAAAUAAUUAAAAGUAGUGUUUUAAUUGACAAGACACUAUGAAAUGAUCUUCAGUCUCAUAAUUCAUUAGAGUUAGCAUCAUUGAACAUGAAAUUGGAAACUUGAUGCUGAAAUACAAAUUUAAUGUUUAAAAAAAGUAAUAUUGAUGCUAUAUUAUUAUAUUUGAGCUUAUCAAAUUAUAUAUCAAAAGCAAAUACGAACUAUAAAGGGAGUAUAUCAAAUUAUCAUAAUUUUGUUCAUAAUUACUGAAAAUGAAAAUUUCUUAAAGAUA
Messenger RNA from Aethina tumida (small hive beetle), 1701 nucleotides. Its product is annotated as probable deoxyhypusine synthase. Bases 122 to 1195 code for a protein of 357 amino acids. Gene Ontology annotation, biological process: peptidyl-hypusine biosynthetic process. The record is from RefSeq and is a predicted model, not a curated record. The transcript has 4 exons. Gene Ontology annotation, cellular component: cytoplasm. Lineage: Eukaryota; Metazoa; Arthropoda; Insecta; Coleoptera; Nitidulidae. Gene Ontology annotation, molecular function: deoxyhypusine synthase activity.